Molecule: messenger RNA, 798 nt
Organism: Debaryomyces tyrocola
Lineage: Eukaryota; Fungi; Ascomycota; Pichiomycetes; Serinales; Debaryomycetaceae
Source: the annotation of a GenBank genome assembly
AUGAAGGUUGCUAUCAUUUACUAUUCAACAUACGGACAUGUUGCCGUUAUGGCUAAGAAGAUCAAGGAAGGGAUUGAAUCAGCAGACGCAGGUGUUCAGGCCGAUAUUUUGCAAGUUAAAGAGACGUUGAGCGAAGAAGUGUUGGGUAUGUUGCACGCACCAGAGAAAUUGGACUACCCAGUUGCUUCCACUGAAACUUUGGUUGACUACGAUGCCUUUGUAUUUGGUAUUCCUACCAGAUACGGUACCAUCCCAGCACAAUGGGCUGAUUUCUGGGGCACCACUGGUGGUUUAUGGGCUCAAGGUGCCUUAGCCGGUAAGCCAGCAGCUAUGUUUGUGUCUUCUGGUGGUGCAGGUGGUGGACAAGAAUCUACUAUCAAGAAUGCCAUGUCGUACUUGGUUCACCAUGGUAUGCCAUAUAUUCCUUUAGGAUACUCUAACACAUUUGCGGAAAUGUCCAACUUGGACGAAGUCCACGGUGCAUCUGCUUGGGGUUCUGGUAUAUUCGCUGGAUCUGACGGUUCUAGACAACCAUCGGAAUUGGAGUUGAAGAUCUGUCAUGCUCAAGGUGCUUCUUUCGCUAAUCUCGCCUCCAAGGUUGUCGGUGCUAAGGCUGCCACUGGCACUACUACUACUAGUGAACCAGCCUCUAAGUCUGGAGAAGAGCCUACUGAGAAAGAAAAAUCUGCUGAAGAGCCUACUGAAAAGGCCAAGGAAGUCGCUCAAAGAGCUAAGCAAGCUGCUCCUGAAGUGAAGGAAGAAGCCAAGGGCGGCUGUAUGAAAUGUACUAUUGUGUAA